Molecule: messenger RNA, 4536 nt
Organism: Stegostoma tigrinum
Lineage: Eukaryota; Metazoa; Chordata; Chondrichthyes; Orectolobiformes; Stegostomatidae
Gene: dclk3
Product: doublecortin-like kinase 3
Exons: 5
Coding region: 87-2354 (755 amino acids)
Biological process (GO): protein phosphorylation; intracellular signal transduction
Molecular function (GO): protein kinase activity; ATP binding
Source: RefSeq, a predicted model, not a curated record
ACCCGGAGCCACCGGGAGCUUCAGCUCCUAGGAUAGAGAAACAAGCUUUGUUUGGUGACCUAAGCAGUGAGCACCAGAAAGAUAACAUGCGGGAAACAUAUCCACCCAUAGCACGGAGUACUUUUGGACACUCACUGUCUGGUGCGACCAGUUUCAGUAGGCUCAUUCAUAAAAGGAGCUGCUGUCAUGAUGUCCACUCUGAGACCAGCCCUGCAAAGCCGAGAAUCAUGACGGUCAUAAAAGCUAGUGGUCAAUCCCAUAAGAAGGUGACCAUUCUUUUGAACAGACACUGUACACAGACAUUUGAGCAACUCGUAAGUGAUAUAGCAGAAGCUAUGGGACAUCUCCAUGGCAAAAAUGAAUGUGUGAAGAAGCUGUACACUUUGAAAGGGAAAGAAGUGAGAAGCAUUUCAGAUUUCUACAGAGGAGAUGAUGUGUUUAUUGCUGCUGGGAGGGACCGGAUAACUGUAAGUGAUAUCAAGAGAGUAUUAAGAGAACUCUAUCCUAAGAAUCCAUAUGCCUGGAGUUUGAUCCAGCGACACUGGUGUAAUUCUGAGAAACCUCCCCAUGGAGAUAAUGAGAUGAGAUUCAAAAAUGCUGACUUUGAGCAUGCUGAGAUUGCCCAAUCCAAUAGACAAACUGCCAAAAAGAUGGAAGAUGUCCGAGCCAGAGUGGGACAAAAAGAAAGAGAGAGAGCUCAGAAAUGGGAACAGGAGAGGUGGGCAAGAGAAUGCAGACAGCUGGAUGAGAUAAGAAGGCAGCAGAAUAAUGAUGGAAGCUUUGAAAGGGACAAAGAAGAAAUGGAGAAGUACCAAAUCAACAAAAAGGAGAAGAAGCAUAAAAACAAAGAGAAGGUUAGAGGAAUAGAGAAGGAUAUAGAGAAAUAUGAAAGAGGAUGUAAAAGAAUGGAAGAAAUGAAGCUGUUGCAGAUAGCAAGAACUGAAUGGGAAGAUGAUAGAAUCGAAGGCACCAGUAAACAAAAAAUGUCUUAUGUGUUUAAGGAAAUAGAAAGUAGAGAGGUAGCAAGAAACAGAAGUAAAUGGAAAGAAGAUAAAUGUGAUACAGAAGGAGAACAGCCAUUGAAGAACAUAAGCAGGGAACAGAAGAAAAUUAGAGAAGAAAGACAAACAGAUAAAUGUGAUAAAGCGAAGCUUAAAAGACAACAAGGGAGAAUAGAGGAUCACCAAUGGAGAACGGAAGAUAAACUACUGAGUCUAAGAGAUGAAAGCUGUAAAAACACAAAGCAAGAAGAUACAAAAAAAUGUUGUUGUGCUCAGGAAACUUCAAAGGAUGAGGAAGAACAAAUAUGGAAUGAUGAAGAAGUGGAAAAGGGUCAAAAUAAACCUGUAAAAGCAAUCAGAAUAGAACAAGCUUUAAUCAAAGAAGACCAUAACAUUCACUCUAGAGAAACACAAUUACUGGUGUCAAGAUCUCAGCAAUCACAACCUCAGAGAGAAAUUGAGCACUAUUAUGAAAUAGGUAGAACGAUUGGAGAUGGUAACUUUGCUUCUGUAAAAGAAUGCCGGCUUAAAAGUACAGAAUAUGAAUAUGCAGUGAAGAUCAUUGAUAAGUCUAAGUUAAAAGGAAAAGAGGUUAUGAUUGAAAAUGAAAUUACAAUUAUAAAGAGCCUGUCUCAUCCUCAUAUUGUAAGGUUCAUUGAAGAGUUCGAGACAAAGGAUGAAAUAUACCUUAUUAUGGAAUACAUUCAUGGAGGAGACCUAUUUGAUGCAAUUGCAGAUAGUGUUAAGUUUACAGAAAGUAAUGCAGCCCUUAUGAUGGACAACCUUUGUGAUGCAUUAGCAUACAUCCACAAAAAGAACAUUGUACAUCGUGAUUUGAAACCAGAAAAUCUUCUUGUUCAACAUAAAGCUGAUGGAAGCCCAACGUUAAAACUAGCUGACUUUGGCCUUGCUGUGAAAGUGACCAGCCCCAUAUUUACUGUGUGUGGGACACCGACAUAUGUAGCUCCUGAAAUCCUCUCUGAGAAAGGCUAUGGGUUGGAAGUGGAUAUGUGGGCCACUGGUGUAAUCCUUUAUAUCCUGUUGUGUGGCUUUCCUCCAUUUCGUAGUCUGGAGCGAGACCAAGAGGAGUUAUUUGAAAUGAUCCAACUCGGAGAAUAUGAAUUCCUUUCUCCAUACUGGGACAGUAUUUCUGAUGGUGCCAAGGAUCUUGUCAGCAAGCUUCUGGUGGUGAAUCCCAGAAAUCGAUACGCUGCACAGCAGGUUCUCAAGCAUCCUUGGAUCUGGUCAGCAGCCAAGAGGAACACUCAUAACUUACAGCGGGAAGUGAGCAUGAACAUUGGGCAACAUUUCAGGCGCUUUCGUCGACAGGAGGUUCUGAACUCUGCAACAUAGAAUUCCACCCUGAGGGCUGAAUCUGAAAUGUUCCUACUUCAAGCAAAAAAAAAGCUACUGGCACUUGACUUUCCAGCAUUAAUGAAUAAAUGUAUUUGGAGUAGACCAAAUAAAUAAGUUAUAGAACAUAGAACAAUACAGCGCAGAACAGGCCCUUUGGCCCUUGACGUUGCGUCGACCUGUGAACCUAAUCUAAGCCCCUCCCUCUACACUAUCCCAUCAUCAUCCAUAUGCUUAUCCAAGGACGGUUUAAAUGCCCCUCAUGUGGCGGAGUUAACUACAUUGGCAGGCAGGGUGUUCCAUGCCCUUACCACUCUUUGACUAAAGAACCUGUCUCUGACAUCUGUCUUAAAUCUAUCGCCCGUCAAUUUACAGCUGUGCCCCCUCGUACAAGCCAACGUCAUCAUCCUCGGAAAAAGGCUCUCUCUGUCCACCCUAUCUAAUCCUCUGAUCAUCUUGUAUGUCUCUAUUAAAUCCCCUCUUAGCCUCCUUCUCUCCAAUGAGAACAGACCCAAGUCCCUGAGCCUUUCUUCAUAGGGCCUGCGCUCCAGACCAGGCAACAUCCUGGUAAAUCUCCUCUGCACCUUUUCCAGUGCUUCCACAUCCUUCCUGUAAUGGGACGACCAGGACUGUACGCAAUAUUCCAAAUGAGGCCGCAGUAGCAUUUUGUACAGUUGCAUCAUGACAUCACGGCUCCGGAACUCAAUCCCUCUACCAAUAAAACCUAACACACCGUAUGCCUUCUGAGCAGCACUAUCAACCCGGGUGUACGCAGAAAAAGAUGAAAAGGUGUCAGUAUUGUGAUGAUGCUGUAUUUUUAGAUUUUAUUUAUAACUAACAUUGCUGAUAGUAGAUGGAAGGAAGAUCCUAACGCUGCUCACUGGAACUUUUCAGUUGAUCUGAGACAGAGUUGAAGUGAAACAGGUCUUUCCCCUCAUUUCUACUAUGUGUGGCAUUGAUGGCAAAAAGCAGAUAUGCCCAUCUGUGGGAGGCAGCAUUUUAUGAAUAUUGAAACUAGGGAAUUGCAGUCUGUGUUUUUUCAGGGUGUUUACACAUUGUAUGAAAAUGAUGGAUAAAAGAUGACUGGCUAUUCCAUCAAAUCUAUCCAUAUGACCUGUGAUGCUUCUGAUCCACUAAUAUCAUGCAUGAGGAAAACUAAUACAACUUUAAAAAUCCUUUGUCCAAUUCAGCACUGAAAAUAAAUCAGUGCAGUAGGAAUUUUGCCACAGAUGGAGGAAAAGGAAAUUCCAGAAGACCACAUGAAACACAUAGCCAAUCAUCCAAUCACACACAUACACACACCAAUCAGCCAUCUUUUUAAAAUCAGUGAUAUCAGCCUCAGUCAGGAAUUCAUCCAUUGACAAUUGAAAAUGAGGACUACUUGGUAGUCUUCAGAGUAUUGGUCCUUGUGGAACCCAAGUGUAAGAUGCAAUCCCAAUACUGUAGUGAAUGUGCAUGAUCUGCCUCAUCAUGGAGUGUACUGAAAUCCUAAUCUAACAGUGUUACACCACUACACCUGCAUUAACACACACCCCCAUCCAGUGCCCCCACCUAAUCUCACCAUGGUAUUUUUUGGUUCUAAUACGCCUCAGUCUGCCUCCCCAGGAGAGGCCAUUCUUGUGCUCACAAUAGGCUUGGGGCAUUUCUGUGGAAGGGACAUAUUCUGACUGAUGGGUCUAUUAAAUUCUAGCUAAACCAUUUGAUGCAGAAUGCUUUAAGUCGCCAAAAUCUGUACUUUUAAGUUAAGUGGUGGUAUUUGUUUACAUUAAUGUCUAAAUUGUUAAACGGUUUUGUACAUAAGUGUGCUGUAUUGUAGCACUGACUAACUUAACACGCACACAAACAAGUUGUAUAUUUUGGGAGUGUUGAUUAAAUUGUUGUCGGAGCUUAUUUCACUUAAGUAGCAACUAGGGAUGCACAAUUAGUCCUGCCCAACCAGUGACUCUCACACCCCUCAAGUGAAUGUUUUAACAUAAAAGUAGCCUCUGUAUGUUUGCUUCAGAUUCAACUUUAUUUGUAAAGUUUCAAGGAUAUCUGCUGUUUAAUUCCCCUUCACUGUGGUCACUAUACAAUGUGUGGGAGAAGUGCUGGAGAAAUUUAAUUUCAGCAAAUUAAUGUUGAUCGCUGUGUUCCCGUAUUUGAACAUGAACAUGUUUUCUUGUCCUUUUGAAAACAAAAUAAA